Homarus americanus (American lobster) is the source of this 1349-nucleotide messenger RNA. RefSeq lists its product as uncharacterized. Lineage: Eukaryota; Metazoa; Arthropoda; Malacostraca; Decapoda; Nephropidae. The record is from RefSeq and is a predicted model, not a curated record. The transcript has 7 exons. The coding region runs from base 244 to 714 and encodes 156 amino acids.
ACUACCACCACUAACCUGACGGCUGGUUAUCGUCCGCCUCUGCGAGUGAUAACCACGACUAACAUAAUCGCUGGUUUUUACCCUUAUCUUGUAACGGGUAGAGCAGCCGCCAUUUUGAGUGACGGUGGCGAGACAAGUGUGGGUGGUCAUCCACAGUGAAUGGUAGUGUAGAGGACGAGGAGACGUAUGAUAGACACAAGAGUGUGAACCAGCACAGGAACAACUAUAACCACUUCACAAACAAUGUUCAAGUACCUCCUCCUAGCCACGCUCCUGGGUGGCGCCUAUGCGGAAGGUUUGACCCAAGAAGAGGAGUUGUACAUAGUGGCGGGUAUCCUAGGAGGUGUGUGUCUCCUCCUCACCAUUGCUUCCAUCUACAACACCUUAACCAUCAUCAGCUUACAGUCCAAGGUGGCGGUGCUGCAGGCCACGGGGUCUGCUGUCACCAAGGUGGUGUCGGAGGCUGUCGCUGACCAGAGACGUGACGUAACUCCUCCACUCAGGGAACCUUAUGGUGGUGGACCAGCCAGGGAAGAACACAACCGUCGCCAGGACCGAUCUGAGGACAACUUCCGCCGUCAACCUACACGAGACAACUUUAGGAUGGAAAGGAUGAACAACGAUUACUACAAGGACGACCGCUACUAUGGAGGACCAGCGCCACCACCACGACCCAUCAACCGCCAGGAGUCCCGGACUAGUGGCUACUACUGAACUCCUUCAAGAUAACUCCUCACUACCUGAAGAUCUGGUACUUCACACAACAAUAGCAUCAAACUAGCCAAGGCGUGUUCCAAUUUUCUUAUGGCAACUAACGUCAGACAAACCAGGAAGCAAUAGUACACCUUUAAUUCUAAGUUUCCUACUCACUUUAUGGCACUUUGAAACGAACACACACACACACACACACUGUACUGUACCUGUCAUUUAGAACUAUGAAAUCCCCUUCCAUUAAGACGAGUUUUGAGGUUCAUAGUUGGCAAGAUAAGUUCCAAGGUGAUAGACAUGUACUACAGUACUGUAUAAACAUCUACAUAACUUUGAUCCCUUGAAGAAUUCCCUCUCUGCUGUUACACACUGUACAGUAUGUUCCCUUACGCAUGAUUCAUCACCACAUGCCAAGGAAGAUUACUGGCUCAUGGAUGUGUCCAUGAUUACUUGGUACAUAUAAUGUACCAUAUUUACUACUAGUAAUUCUUUUUCCUGAUAUAAUUCAUGGAAUUUUUGUUCCCCAUUUAUCUUAUAACACUUUGUUGUAUAAACUGCCCUGUAGCAAGUUAGUGAGAAAUGGAGUGACAAAGAUUUGUGUGAUGAAUAUUCCUCAGAUCUGAAGGCUGUCAAAUUGUAAC